AUGACAGCAGUGUAUUGUACUUUAGCCGCACAGAUGGUAAUGAGCAACAAACGGACGUUUAAAAGGACGGAAGGCAGAGAAGCAGUGAAAGCAGUGAAACAUCUAGAAAUGUGGACAUUAAGCUUUCUCUUUGCUGCGGGAGCAUGUCUCUUUCUCAGUUGGCCUUCCGUUGGUGGAACUCCUGGCAAUUCCGAUACGUUUUUAAGGGUUGACCGCCUCUGUCAACCGGUACCUCUGUACCUUCGUCUAAACUGUAUCAGGCGGCGGUACCGCAUGUUCGACGGGACAUGCAACAAUCUGUGCAACAUAACCGAGGGCUCUGCCGAGACUGGGUUCGACCGCUUCCUCCCACCAGCCUUUCAAAACGGAGAUGGGCCUAGACUCGCGUCUUCAUCUGGUGCUCCACUGAAGAACGCGCGAACGAUCAGUAGAAACGUGUUCAAGAGUACGUCUGAAGAUGCAGGUGGGAAACCACCACCUUUCACACACGUCACCAUGACGUGGGGCCAAUUCAUUGAUCAUGACAUCACGUUAACUGAGUCCAACGAGACUGCGGGAUGUGGGACCAACAACGAACAAUGUCCCACCAAUGUUCCGGGAUGUAUAAGCAUACCGAUCUCACAGAACAACCCGGAUGAUCGACUGGUGAACAAUCUAACUGCUCAAUGCAUCCCCCUAUCACGAUCAGCAUUGAAAGAUCGCGAACAGAUUAACUUAGUUUCAUCCUACAUUGAUGGUUCAAUGGUGUAUGGAGCAAACUGCGAAGAGGCAGAGAGCCUCCGAGACAGAAAAGCAAAUAUUGGAGCUCUACGUGUUCUCCCGCUGCCCGUAAGACGGUCUGACAGGAUGCCAAUUCUACCUGUGGCUAGUCCAGAAUCUUUUUGUAGAUCGCCGAGACCUGCAGUGAGGCCUUGUUUCCUUGCUGGUGAUUUUAGGAGAGUCAAUGAAAAUCCUGCGCUUAUGGUAAUGCACACUCUUCUUGUGCGUGAACACAAUCGCAUCGCACGGUUCCUUCAUUAUCUGAAUCCAACAUGGCACGAUGAAAAGCUUUUUCAGGAGGCACGAAAAAUAGUGAUUGCUCAAAUACAGCACAUUACGUACAACGAAUGGCUUCCUGUUUUGUUUCCUUCUAAAACAUUGAGAAGUAACGAGGGACUUUUACCGGAGCCAUCAGGCCAGUUCUUUAGCGGUUACGACCCAACUGUGAGGGCGACAACCUUCAACGCAUUUGCAGCAGCAGCCCUCAGGAUGGGCCACUCCCUGAUUCGACAGACAUUUGGACAGUUCAGUAAAGCAUUUGUGCGACUGGGGGAAAUAAGCACCACGACAUUUUUUAAUCCUGAUCCUCUCUAUAUUUUGAGGAACAACGGUGUCGACGGAAUUUCUCUGGGGCUAACACAAGAACCAUCGCAGCAGUUUGAUAAGAACUUCGUAGAAGCUGUACGCGAAAGUCUCGUUAUAGAGGGACCAGCCGUUGAAGGUGUUGUAGGAGACCUCAUGGCAAUCAACAUCCAACGUGGUCGUGACCACGCCCUACCCCCCUACAUACAAUUCAGAAGCGCUUGUGGCUUGGAUAAAAACUUAACCGGUGGACUCGUCACAGAUUUUUCACAACUAACCAACAUUGACCCGGUGCAACUGGGUAAAAUCAAACAGUCUUAUGACUCUCCCGCUGACAUAGACUUGUUUGUGGGAGGAGUCAGUGAGAAGCCACAGAAGGGGUCUAUAUUUGGGGAAACAUUCACUUGUCUGAUUGCUCAAAGUUUCAAAAGAUAACGGUUUGGAGAUCGUUUUUGGUACGAAAGACGUGAUUCUUACACAGGAUUCACACGAAGGCAGCUGGAUUCUAUCCGAGUGGGUAGUUCUCUUGCAAGAAUCAUUUGUCAUAACUCAGAUAAUGUGAAGGAACUCCAAAGGCGCGUUUUUGAAACCAGUACAGUAACGGUUCCCUGUGAUGACAUUCCAUCCAUAAACUUGAACUUGUGGAGAGAGGAUGCAGGAAUGGAGGAUGAAACUCCAUCAGCAGAAUGUGAAGCUUGCUCUGAGUCCAAAAAGAAGGGCCUGGUGAUGGAGCCAAGUGAUGCAUUAACUACGGAUGCGAACACACUUACAGAAGAAAAUGUGCGUCAAUUCAUUAGCAAAUAUUGCUCGCGUAUUGAUCUCUGGAGAAGGUAUCAAUCUUCAUUCUUUCUCAAAGAAGUGAAGGACAUCGGAAUACAAAACUCUAAAGGAAACAUGCAGUUUGUGAGUCAUAUCCUGGGAGUUUUACUCAUCGUCGGAGCAUGUGAAGUGCGUCACUCGUCCUCUUCUGCUAUUGCUUACCAAAAACUGUUGGGUGCUCUUGGCAAAGAAUAUUGUGAUCCUCUGAAGAUGCAACUACAUUGCUUAACCUUACGGUACCGAACGUUUAACGGCGCAUGUAAUAACCUGUGUAAACUAGCGCAAGGAUCCGCCGGGUCGCAAUUUGUCCGCUUUGUACCAGCUGCGUUCCAAAAUGGUCAAGAACCUAGAUUGGCUUCCGUUGUUAGCCCUUUCCAGCUGAGGAACGCCAGAACCAUCAGCAAUACAGUAUUUGUGGCUACCUCUGAGAAUGUGGGCGCGGCACCCAACUUCACUCACAUGACCAUGGCGUGGGGUUCAUUCAUAGACCAUGAUUUCACGCUAACCGAAUCCAAUCAGACGCAAGGGUGUGGAACUAACAAUGCCCCUUGCCCUAACAACAUUCCCGGAUGUGUUAGCAUUCCAAUAUCGCAGUCAAAACCAGAUGAUCGGCUUAGGUUCAAUCUAACAGCACAAUGCAUUCCUCUCUCGCGAUCGGCACAAAAUGAUGGCGAGCAGGUGAACCUUGUUUCGUCUUAUAUGGACGCUUCAAACAUUUAUGGAGUCAGCAUUAAGGAAGCGGAGACUGUCCGCGACCGGAAGUCAAACAUUGGCUUGUUGCGCGUUGUUCCGCUCCCAGUGCCUCGCUCGGAUAGGAUGCCGGUGUCUCCUCCAGCAGAUCCGAGCCUCUUCUGCCGAUCUCCAAGGCCAACGCUAAAACCAUGUUUCCAUUUUGCUGAUUUUAGAGACAACGAAAAUCCAACACUGAUGACACUUCACAUUCUUCUUACACGAGAACACAAUCGAAUCGCAAAAUUUCUCCACAAUCUGAACCCAACUUGGGACGAUGAAAAGCUGUUCCAGGAAGCACGAAGAAUCGUGAUUGCUCACAUGCAGCACAUUACAUACAACGAAUGGCUCCCGACACUGUUCUUCAGCGAAGAAUUGAGACGAGCGAAUGGUAUUCAAUUGGAACGACCGGGUCAGUUUUUUACGGGUUACGAUCCAAAAGUAGACGCGACCACGUUCAACUCUUUGGCAUCAGCGGCGUUUAGGAUGGGCCACUCACUAGUUCGGGAAAAUUUCGGACAAUUCAGCAAAAACUUCAUUCGACUGGGAGAAAUCAGCGUGACAAGAUUUUUCGACCCGUCCGCUCUUUACAAGCUUGAGAAUAAUGGUUUCGAUGGUAUCAAUUUAGGGUUGAUUCGUGAACAAGCCCAACAAUUCGACAGGAACUUCGCUGAAGCUAUACACGAAAGCCUAGUGAUGCCAGGACCUACUCCAGAUGGCAUUGUAGCAGAUCUAUUGGCAAUAAACAUAAUGCGUGGCAGGGACCACGGAUUAGCUCCGUACGUCGAUUUUCGAGCAGCGUGUGGUUUGGACGCGAAUUUACCAGGCGGUGUUGCUACAAGGUUCGAAGACCUUCUGUCAAACAUCAACCUGGAUCAGAUCAAAAGGCUAAAAUUGGCAUAUAUUCUCAGUAAAGACAUCAACAUUUUUGAUCAGUUCGUCCGCGACAUCGAUUUGUAUGCAGGCGGCAUAAGUGAAAACCCUCAAACUGGAUCUAUUCUGGGGCAGACUUUCACUUGCAUAAUAACCAAGGCCUUCCAAACAUUUCGGUUUGGAGACAGCCACUGGUACGAGAGAAAACACAAGUCGGGGUUCACCCUGGAACAACUAGAUUCGAUAAGAAAAGGGAGCUCCCUCGCAAAGAUAAUCUGCGACAAUUCGGAUAAUGUGAAGGAAAUUCAGCGUUGGGUUUUUCAAAAUAGUACAGAUGUGGUUCACUGCGACGAUAUACCAUCGAUCGACCUCAACUUGUGGAAAGAAGAAGUGUACAUGGAAGAUGAAGCUUAUGGAGUAAAGAAGCACUGAAUAGUUCGCAAAUAUUCAAAACUUUUUGUUCUGGAGUAGAACCUAUCAUUCCCUCUCUGAACAGCGACGUACAUAAACUGAAGUAAGCAUUCGAAAGAAAAAUGAUACAAAACUAAGUUAAAAGUAAGGUAAAAUUACCGGAAAAGGCCAUAAAAGUUGGGGAAGAGGAGACAUGUAAAGCGACGUUGUGGGCCGCUUCAAUGCAUUCGCGUCGACAAGUGAUUUAAUUAUCAUUAGGAUUCAUACUAAGAUACCAAAAAGCCAACAUGUUUUGCAUUAUAAAUCGUUCCAGAAACAUUUUGACAUUUUUAAAAGCUAUUCUUUGCAGAAGCUAAAUAAAUAAAAACAGGAAAACGUA
Messenger RNA from Stylophora pistillata, 4552 nucleotides. Its product is annotated as peroxidasin homolog. NCBI's taxonomy places the organism in Eukaryota, Metazoa, Cnidaria, Anthozoa, Scleractinia, Pocilloporidae. Gene Ontology annotation, molecular function: heme binding; peroxidase activity. Gene Ontology annotation, biological process: response to oxidative stress. The record is from RefSeq and is a predicted model, not a curated record.